AUGCCUUCCACUCUCAUUGCCUGGAGAGUUGGCUUCUGCAGCGACGGCCUCGUCAUCGAGAACGCCGGCGCACAUCAGAUCACCGCACUGGGCGUAGUCGUCCCUCGGAAUGGCAAAGCGAGGCUCGCGUACACGACACGCAACAUCAGGAGGGUUUCUGGCGGCCGAGAUGUCCGUUGUGCCGUCGAGACUUAUCGAAGAGCGAAGCGCUCGGCUCACCGAAUGUCGCAGAUCAGCGUCACAACUGGUGAUGCCGACGAGGAAGUUGCAGUGAUGUACAAAGAGAGAAGGAAGAUGAAGGGCAAAUGA
Molecule: messenger RNA, 309 nt
Organism: Cyphellophora attinorum
Lineage: Eukaryota; Fungi; Ascomycota; Eurotiomycetes; Chaetothyriales; Cyphellophoraceae
Exons: 1
Coding region: 1-309 (102 amino acids)
Source: RefSeq, a predicted model, not a curated record